Messenger RNA from Phlebotomus argentipes, 1494 nucleotides. RefSeq names its product divergent protein kinase domain 1C (gene aln). The transcript has 4 exons. The coding region runs from base 298 to 1494 and encodes 398 amino acids. NCBI's taxonomy places the organism in Eukaryota, Metazoa, Arthropoda, Insecta, Diptera, Psychodidae. The record is from RefSeq and is a predicted model, not a curated record.
UACCAACACUUUUCUUUUGGGUAACACUGAACUCUCCUGUCACUGGGCUCAUUUUCACGCUCUGCGACAAAAUUCUGCGGCUCUUUUGGAAUGCCAAUCAAAGUGCUUCGAUUGCCAAUUACCUAAAUUAUUCCUGCCCUUUUUUUACGUAAUUCAACCGAGAGACAAACACACACUUUUCGGGGUGAAAUGAGUUGACAAAAUCAAUCCACAAGUGCAUCGCAUACGUGAACGUGGAGAAAAACGGUGGAGAAAAGAGACCUGGAAAUUCAUGAGCAAGAAAUCUGUAAAAGCGAAAUGUUUCUCAGCAAGUUUAUCGGUUCGGCACGAAAGUGCAUCGCUAGGAAGCGCUAUAUUGCCUUUUUGGUCCUCUUAAUCGCAUCAACUGUCUUCUAUUGUACGAUUUUCCACUUGGAAGUGAUAUGCUUUAGGGUAAAUUUGGAGAAGAAGAUAUCAACUAUCUGCGAAAAGUUCAAUCGCAAUGAAUUCAGCGGAUCUCUGUGCAGCGAAAUCUGCUCCCAUCGCAGGGAUUUUGAGUGUCCUGAGAAUGCGUCAAAAAGUCGCAAGCUCGCCUUCGUGAUUGGGAGCGAAAGCAGUCGCAGGAUCACGGUGAAGGAGGCGCCGAACACCGUUGAUGCCCUCAAAUGGCUCGAUCGCGAUGGUCAGGAGCACUUUCCGUCCGAAGUGGAGUUCAUCAGGAUCGUCAAUCGCACGAUGUUCUUCAAGUACAACACAAUCUUGCCACUGUCGGAGCUGCGAGAGUUCCUCGGCCUCAGGAUUCACUUCGGCGACACGGACAUCUUCCAUCGCUUUCUCGAGGAUACUUGGCGCCUCGUCAAUGACAACGAUUACAUGAUGGCAAAGAUUUGGGACAAUAUGGAGCUGUUCCCGAAGAUUUACGGCUCAUGCGGACCGUUCUUCGGCGAGGAAUACAUCACGCCCUUCGAUGGAGGGAAUCAUUUGGAAAUUCUGAGUGCCACAGAUUGGAAACAUCGUAUACAGAAAGCCGUCUUAAUUCUCGACUUUGUUGAGGAACUAGAUAAUAAUUUGAUAACAAUGUGUGAUAUAAAAUUAACCAACUUCGGCAUAUCAGACAAUAGAUUGAAGUACAUGAAUCUGGAGCACGUGUUCUCCGCCACAUUCAUGGAUCGCUACAUUUCCGACGCCAAGACGUGCUGGAAGGACGUGCAGUGUAGCUUUAAGGCGUGCCGCAGCAAGUGCAGCAAGAACAUUGAGAAGUGCACAAAUCGACAAAUGAACAAUAAUUUGCAAAUUGCUUGUGAUAAAAUUUUUAGAGGAUCGACAUAUUCACCUGGAAUUCUCGUCACGUCGCGCUCCACAAAGAGUCUGCUAAAUUUACUGGACCAAUGCGCAGAUCCGCAGAAUAACAUAGAGGCCGAUCCUUACAGACCACUUGGACCUUCGAAGGAGAUCAGAAAUGCUCUGUACAUGGAAUUAACCAACAUUUACGAUAGCCUUACCUUUAUAAAUUGA